This is a messenger RNA of Beta vulgaris subsp. vulgaris (sugar beet), 903 nucleotides long. Its product is annotated as glycolipid transfer protein 1. Gene Ontology annotation, biological process: intermembrane lipid transfer; ceramide transport. Gene Ontology annotation, molecular function: ceramide 1-phosphate transfer activity; ceramide 1-phosphate binding. The transcript has 6 exons. Lineage: Eukaryota; Viridiplantae; Streptophyta; Magnoliopsida; Caryophyllales; Amaranthaceae. Gene Ontology annotation, cellular component: cytosol; membrane; cytoplasm. The record is from RefSeq and is a predicted model, not a curated record. Bases 1 to 609 code for a protein of 202 amino acids.
AUGGAAGGAAAUGUGUUUACUCGCGCAUUGGAUGGAGUAAAACAUGUUAGAUCCGAAGAGGGAAGUGUACUCACCAAGCCCUUCUUGGAUUUGUGCAAACUACUUUUACCCCUUAUAGAUAAAUUUGGCUCACAAAUGUCAUGCAUAAAGGCUGACGUCGUGAGUAACAUUAUGAAAUUAGAAUCAAAAUAUGCCUCUAACCCUUCGAGAUACAGAAACUUAUAUACUAUGACAAAAGAGGAGGUUGAAUCUAAGAUAGCAAGGAAUUCAUCAAGUUGCACUAACGCACUUGUUUGGUUAAACAGGGCGAUGGAUUUUAUGGUACAUCUAUUUCACAACCUAUUAGAGCAUCCAGAAUGGUCCAUGACACAGGCUUGUACAGAUUCUUACAAAAGGACAUUGAAAAAGUGGCAUGGUUGGGUGGCAAUGUCAACUUUUAAGGUGCUCAUUAAGCUUGCUCCAGACAGGAAGAAGUUUAUGUGUUCAAUAGGUGGGAGUGACGAAGUUAAUGUUGAGAUCGAAAAAUUAUGUAGAAAUUUUGCCUCAGUACUUGAAGACAAUCAUAGGUUUUUGGCUAGUUUUGGAGUAGACGAUCUUAAAGCUCCCUGAUGUGUUGUUAAAUUGUGGCGUGUGUAAAAUUGAGAAAAUUUAUGUACAGCUCUUUUUGAACAGUAUUCCUCUUACCACAACUAAUUGCUUUGAGUAGCCUUUUGUGUCACUCUUGUAACAAAAAAUUAAAAUGUAAUUAGUCAUGUAAUACGCGUGGUUAGGCAUACUAAAACCUCUUUCUUUUUUCCUUUUUUUUUUUUUUACCAUAUUAGAUAUCUCUAUUCGAUAUGGAAAAAGGGGUAGGACACCAAAAUAUUAGAAAUCCCAUUUUACCCUCAUAAUAUCUCUAUUAUA